AGAGUUGAAAGCUUUUGUCCUCUUCCUCGCUUGAGGCGCUUUUAGGAAUGGUUGCCGUGUUCCCGUGCAACGCGCCCAAUGGAAGCACAAACCCCAAUCAAAAGACGAGGCUUUUGUUUGAUUUUUCACGAUUAUGUCUGAGAAAUGCAACACUUGUUUGGGAUGCCCCCCGCCACUCCCGUGACGUUUCGAUGCUGCCAGAAAGGUUCGUGGGAUUCCUGGGAAUCGUCGCCACUAGCUUGGACGGCUCUCGAGAGAGUCCAACGAUUUCUCUCUCGAAAACAGGCGAUGAGGGCUCACCUCGAGUUGUUUUCCACGUUGUUUAAAUCCAGGGAAGUGUCGUUGCCCCCCCCCCCCCCACACACACACACACACACACACGGGGACUGUUUCCAAUCAGCUGCCCUGCGAAAAGUUCAAACGGGAAAGUUCGCCCUCUGAUUUUGUUGUUUUAGGCAAGGUUUGUCUCGUAGUUGAUCAAAUGUCGGCACAAAAGUAAAGAAAAGCGCCUUCUGAGUUUUUGCAUUGAAUCCGAAUCCACUUUAUUGGCCAAGUACGUCAAAACACUCAAAAGUGUUUUUCUCCAGCAGUCGGACAUUCAAAACAAAGAACAAGACAUUUCUGUUAGUAGGAACUUUUCCUUACAAGAGUCAUGCGAGAUGUAAAAUCUCCUUCAUUUAAACGCUUAAGAGAUGAAUUGGGUCGCACGUCGUUCAAAAGCGAUGCAUCAGCGCGUUUCGGGUUCAGGAUUGAACCCUCGCGAUCUCCUUGGCGUGGCGUUAUCCGUCGGUGCCGUCAGUGUAGACGUGAGCUCGUGUGAGUUGAGCCCGUAGAAGUGCGAAUCUUUGAGGUGGAAACGAAACGACACUUGCUUGGAUUUGACGACCGAAUGGACGCAUUUGCGGUCAAGCUAAGAAUUUAGUCACGCAAACGGUUCAUUUCCGACACGUCGACGACAUCGGCGUCUCUGCAAAAUGAGGUCGCCGACGCAGGCCGGGAUGGUCUCCGUCGCCCCAACUCCCGCCUCCUCGCUCCUCGCCCCUCGAGGAAUCGGCGUGGAAACAGAGGAGCGAGCCAGGACUUGGAAGGUUGCGAAGCAGACCCACCCUCGACGCCCCCCAGUACCGUCUCUUUGGCAGACACCGAAUAGCCGGCCGGGCUAAAUCCGGGCCUUGGGCCGUUCUCGGGUCCUUUUGCCUCUGCGAGAAACUCGGCUCAAAUGUAGACGGGCAGACGUGCGGGAGAACCUCCCCUGAUCAACGGCUGGAUUCCGUUCCUGGGCAAAGCUUUGGAGUUCAGGAAAGACGCUCUCAAGUUCUUGGUGGCGCAGCAGAAGAACUUUGGAGACGUUUUCACCGUUCACAUCGCAGGUCGCUACAUGACCUUCGUCAUGGACCCCCUGAUGUAUCCCGGCGUCAUCAAGCACGGCCGCCAGCUGGACUUCCACGAGUUCGCGGGCCGGGCGGCGCCGCCGGCCUUCGGAUACCCGCCCGUCGCGGAAGUGACCUUUCCGGGCCUGGGCGAGCGGAUCCGGCGCUCUUUCCGGCUCCUCGGGGGAGACCACCUGGCGCCGCUGACGCAAAGCAUGAUGGCAAAUCUCAUGACGCUGUUCCGCCAGGACCACCUGCGCCCGGACGGCGCCUGGAGGACGGCGGGCCUUUACGACUUCUGCGUCCGCGUCGUAUUCGAGGCCACGUUCCUCACGGUGUACGGGCGCCCGCCGGACGGCCUCCGGCACGCCGACACGGCGGCGCUGAGGGCCGACUUCGCCCGCUUCGACGAGGUCUUCCCGCUGCUCAUCGCCGGGGUUCCCGUCCGGCUGCUGGGCCGCGUCGGGGGCGUCCGGGAAAAGCUGAUCCGCCGCUUCCUGCCGCGGGAGAUGUCCGGCUGGGAGGGGGUCUCGCGCUUCAUCAGGCGCCGCGCCGAGAUCUUGGAGCGGCACCCGGCGCUGAGGGACGUCGACCAAGCAGCGCACCACUUUGCUAUGUUGUGGGCGUCGGUGGCCAACACUGCGCCGGCCGCCUUCUGGGUCGCGUACCACCUCCUGAGGCAGCCGGAGGCGCUGGGCGCCAUCAGCCGCGAGGUCCGACGAGCGGCGGAGGGCGGCGAAGCCGAGUUCACGACCGACGUUGACGUCGCCCUCAGCGCGCGGCAGCUGGACGACAUGAGUCUUCUGGAGAGCGCCAUCAAGGAGAGCCUGCGCCUGUCGACGGCGUCCAUCAACAUCCGUGUGGCAAAGGAGGACUUUUCCCUGCGUCUGAACGCCAAGCGCAGCGUACCGGUGAGGAUGGGCGACAUCGUCGCGUUGUACCCGCAGAGCGUCCACAUGGACGCCGGCAUCUACGAGGACCCGCAGAUGUUUCGCUUCGACCGCUUCGCAGGCAAGUCUGAAUUUUUCAAGAACGGACAAAAGCUUCACUACUACCUGAUGCCUUUCGGCUCGGGAGCGUCCGUCUGCCCCGGCCGAUUCUUCGCCGUCAACGAGAUCAAACAGUUUGUGAGUCUGCUGGUGCUGUACUUCGACCUGCAGCUGGAAGCGGGGCAACCCGACGCCCGGCCCGACGUCGGCCGCGCCGGCUUGGGCGUCCUGCGGCCCGACCGCGACGUGCGCUUCCGCUACCGGCCGCGCAGGGACGCGUCGUAGCGUCGUCGGUUCUUCUCGUGUUUCCGUAACGUUGGCGCGAGUGAGCUGGAAACGUUUUGACUUUCAUGGACUGAGCUCGCAAUUAUUGCACCUGAGAUUUUAAUAUCCGCUAACGCGAUGAUAGCAGCGUCGCGUGCUACCCAAACUGAAGUAUUGCGCAAAAUCCACUUCACAAGAAUUCCAUCGUUUGCUCAAUAAAAAUUGCACCAA
This is a messenger RNA of Syngnathoides biaculeatus (alligator pipefish), 2854 nucleotides long. It is a transcript of the gene cyp7b1, whose product is annotated as cytochrome P450 7B1. The transcript is spliced from 6 exons. The coding region runs from base 1379 to 2644 and encodes 421 amino acids. The record is from RefSeq and is a predicted model, not a curated record. Gene Ontology annotation, biological process: cholesterol homeostasis; bile acid biosynthetic process. NCBI's taxonomy places the organism in Eukaryota, Metazoa, Chordata, Actinopteri, Syngnathiformes, Syngnathidae. Gene Ontology annotation, molecular function: steroid hydroxylase activity; iron ion binding; heme binding.